Lactuca virosa is the source of this 1072-nucleotide messenger RNA. NCBI's taxonomy places the organism in Eukaryota, Viridiplantae, Streptophyta, Magnoliopsida, Asterales, Asteraceae. The record is from the annotation of a GenBank genome assembly.
AUGAAUACAAACAUUACUGGAUCGGCUAAGCCGGAGUACCCAGUCAUAGAUCGGAAUCCCCCCUUCACCAAGACCGUCACCAACUUCAACACCCUUCACUACCUUCGACACACCACCAUCUCCGACAUCUCUGUCACCGUUGGAUACCUUUCUGGAAUCAAGCCAGGGAUCAGGGGCCCGUCGAUGGUGACCCGGGGUUUAAUCGGAGUUAUGGGUGGGUUCAUGUACGCGUACCAGAACUCCGUUGGACGUCUGAUGGGCUUCUUCCCCAACGAUGACGAGGUCGCUCGUUACAAGAAGUAAUUCCCCCCUUCUUCUCCCAAAUUUUCAAUCUAGGAUUUUCUUUUGUUCGAUGAAAAUGACCUGACGACGGGAUAGGGUUAGGGCUACUCGUCUUGAUAGAAGGUAGAAGUGGCAGGGUGGUUGAUCGUGGCGGCGGGAUAGGGUUAGGGCUACUCGUCUGGACCGGGAAACCAGCCAGAACCGAUACUGGAACCGGAACCCGAUGGAACCGGUCGGGCCGGAACCGGGACGAUAUUCUUGUGGAUUUUUAGAACCGGGAACCGGAAAAAACUGGUAGAACCAGCAAAAACCGGUAGAACCGACAAAAACCGGAACCGUAUAUUGCUAUUUCUUGAUGAUCGGUACCAACAUUGAAGACCCGACAAGAACCGACAGGACCAGGAACCGGUGGUUCGGUUCGGUUCUUAAUUUCGGCCGACUUCGGUUCCCGGGCCGGGUCCGGUUCGGGCCGGUUCCAGCACGGUCGGUUCCUUUGCUCAUCCCUAGGUAGAAGUGGCGGACAACGGUUAUGGAAAAGGUGGACUUCUAGGGCGUCAAUUGCAUCUUUGGUGGAGACAGGUAGUGGUGCGCUGCUGAUGUUGCCAGAGUCAGGGAAGAACACCUGACGUCGUGAGGGUGAAGAGAUAAACAAAGACGGAUGAGAUUUGGUUUGAUGGCGUUGUUGUGUGUAGAGGAGAUUAAGGUAACAUCAAGAGAUAAGGUAUACCGUGUAAUACGUAUACCAUGUAGAUUGUAAGCUUAAUAUUAUUUUACAUGAGGUAAUAUGUAU